CUCAGCUUGAGACUAAUAAUACCGAUUCUAUUACCUCGAACUUUCGUUGGUGCCUGAUACCAUACGACGUUAUAUAUUUUUGGUUGCCUGGUUCGACUGUACAAUUUCCAAUAUCAGCCAUAGAGCCGCUUGGUAUCAGAUGAUAUAUGAACCCAACGUCAUUUUAGAGCACUCUCAUCUCAGUGCUUCACUAUCCAGAUUACGGGGUUAUACGGCUACCGAAGUAUUUACCGAUUUGAAGUCUAUACAAGGUGCUUGCAAUGGCUGUAUCAUGGCGCCCGUUCAUGAUAUCAGCGAUAGACUCCCGCAUGCCCCCUCUAUUAAUUUCAACUACCUUCACCACGGAUUCAUAUAAGAUAUACCUUACAGAUCUUGCCCAUCUUUGGUGCGAAGAUCUCGACCGGCGCGCUAUUCUGCGCCGAAGCCUCGCCGAGGACACUAGCAUCGAUCCGAGCGAGGAUGCUGGUCAACUUAAGCUCUUCCUCGAGAAAAUCUCGCUGGGUCUUGAGGGAGGGAAGGAUGUUGACCUCCUCCUCGGCCUUGACACUCAUGCGGGCAAGGAAAGUUCAACGGGGGCGAGAAAUCUGGAAAUAAAUAUGAGCAUUGCUCUGCCCAAGCCGCUGCAGCCUUUGAACUGGACAAUAAGGCUUUCUUCCUGCCCGCAAAGUGACUUUGCUAUGCAUUUCACCAUACCCCUUCUGUGUGCUCAGAAUGCCAGGCUCAAAGAGCUUGAUAGCCUGGUUGGCUUGCUGCGCGAUAAAGAUAACGUCAUCCAGAAGUUGGUGGACAAAUUGGAGGCUACGGGGGCAGAGCUGGGGCAUCUUUUCCCUGCGGUUGCGGGUAAAGGCGGCAGGAAAACCCCGCGAAGGGUGGUUGAGGAGAAAGUGAAGGGGUUGGAAGUAUUUGCACAAGAGCAGUGGCGCACUGCCAUGCGGAAGGCCGAGGCUGAAGACGAACAUGAUGGUGUGAAAACUAUCAUCCAAGGUGCUUUCACUAAGAAUUCUCCUGUUGGGUCACAUGCCCAUGGUGCAGAACUCUUAGGCAGAUUUGAGAAAUGGUGGGAUCAGUUGAAAGAUGGGGCGAUACCUUUGUCGACGCCAAAAGAUGGAGGGAAUGUCGAUGAUGCUGCUGCGGAGGAUGUGAAGGCUGAACCGGCAGACGCGGAUAUGGAUACAACUGAGGAUGAAGGAACAGAUGGGCACGCGGACGGUUUUCAAGUUGCGGCAACGCCACCUCGCCAACAAAUACUAUCGUCAAGAGCCAAACCUUCAUCAUCACGGAAACCGACCCGGAAGCAAGAAUUGUCAGAUGACGGUACAGACGAUUCAGAUGACCUCGGUGCAUCUCAGUCGCAGCAUGUCACUAUCCGCGACAGCUUUCCCGCACCAAAAGAGGCAGUGCGCCCAGAAACAAAGAAGAUCGGGGCGAUCGGGGGGGGGGGAAAGGCCGCAAAAACAGCCACCAAGAUGAAGCCGGAAGCAGAGCCAGAGCCAGAUCCAGAGCCCGAACCUGUCGCAAGAGCCACAAGGAGCCACAAACAGGAUGGUGCCGAUGACGAUGAAACUGAAACAGAGGAUGAGGGUCCGAAAGCUCCAUCCAAGCCCACUACGCCUCAAAAGAAAUCACCUCCAAAACCGGCCGCCAAAGCCGCGAAGAAAGGAGGUCUUGGGAAGAUCGGAGGGAAGAAGUCUGAUCCCCCGCCAGUUCCUGCGUCUCCACCAAAGGAGGAUGCACCAGACGCUCAAAAAUCAGAAGCCCCACCAAAAGCCACGAAGUCCAGACUUGGCCGGAUAGGACACAAACCUCCCAAAGAAGAACCUGGCGCUGAUGAGGAGUCAAGAGGACGGACGGAGGUGAAGGAGGAAGAGAAGCCACGAGAAACGUCGGAAGAGAGAGCACAGCGAAAACGAGAAGAGUUGAAGCGACAGUUGGAGGAGAAAGCCAAAGCGCCUGCGAAAAAGAAGAGGAAGUUCUAAUGCUGCCUACUCGUGUCGCUCAAAGUCCGAUGGAUUGCAUAUAACAGGGUUAAUGUCAGCAGUUUAAUCUCCUGGAACUUAUCUCUUCACUUCCAUUUAUCAGUGGCUUGCUUACUGGUUGCCGCUCUAAGUGAUUACACGCCAUGUUAUAGUUGCUGUGAUUUCUGUCAUUAUGUACAGCCCCAUUUCAUACAUUUGGUCUUGCUGUCAUAAAGUUACUCUCUUACAGCCUUCCCCUCAAUCAUUUGUGCACCUUUUCUUCAAAAUACUUAUCCCACUGCUCCACCGUCCACGAGCUACUAAUGCUAUUGUCCACAAGACCAUCCCACAGCACAGUAGGGGAAACAUGGAUCCCUGUCUGUCGUCCCAGCUUGAUGAGCAACUUCAGAUCAUCUGUGACCUUAUUCCCAAUAUUCAACGCCCCUCCCUCGCCAGCCUUCUCUCCCACAACCAACAACUCAUAGAGCUUAUCCUCGUCAGCUUGGUGGGUCCCGGGGCCAGAAGCCCCCAAGGCACCGUAGAGUUUGGCAAGGCGUCUGUAUGUCUGGUUGCGCGUUUCGUUUACGACGUUGACAUCGAAGAACUCGGUCUGAUGCUUGAACAACACCGCUGAGUAGGCCCAGAAUGUCUUGGGGUCCAGGCGCAGUGCUGCAACGCCUGCUUCAUGGACCAGGGUUGAGGAGGGAUGCCAUGGCUGGACUUGCUGGCGGAAGACAACGUUGAUCCUACCUG
Molecule: messenger RNA, 2708 nt
Organism: Pseudogymnoascus verrucosus
Lineage: Eukaryota; Fungi; Ascomycota; Leotiomycetes; Thelebolales; Thelebolaceae
Exons: 1
Coding region: 261-1976 (571 amino acids)
Biological process (GO): double-strand break repair via nonhomologous end joining
Cellular component (GO): nucleus; DNA ligase IV complex
Molecular function (GO): DNA end binding
Source: RefSeq, a predicted model, not a curated record